UCUUCCGUGUCGCGCCAAUCGCUUCAAGCUGGGGCCAGAAUUGCUUGCGCCGUUUACGCAAAAAUUUAUUCGCGUUCAAGAACGAUUACGCCUGCGAAACUCCUGGCUGUGAAUAACCCAAAAACUGUUCACCGCAUUUCAUCUAUCACUUUGCAACUUGUUGCCAAGUGCUCAAGUGGAAACCAAGCCAAGCAAAACCAAUGGAGGAAGCACCACAACUCACACGCCGCAAACCCAAGACGCUGCCGCGGCUCAUCGUGGAGCCGGAAGAUGAGGAUGAGGCCUUUGCUGCCGUAUCGGUCGAACAGAUGAGUGCUCGCGGUGUCUUCCUGCUCACGAUGGCUGUUACUUCCUUCGCCGCCUUCACUCUCUUUGCACUGGCAGAACUCACGCACCACCACCCAAGUUUCCUGCUCGCAGACGUCCUGCAAGGAGACACCCAUGCUGGCGCUCAGUGGGCUUUGUUGCUGGCC
Molecule: messenger RNA, 473 nt
Organism: Phytophthora nicotianae INRA-310
Lineage: Eukaryota; Oomycota; Peronosporomycetes; Peronosporales; Peronosporaceae
Exons: 1
Source: RefSeq, a predicted model, not a curated record